Messenger RNA from Lycium barbarum (goji berry), 483 nucleotides. RefSeq lists its product as uncharacterized. NCBI's taxonomy places the organism in Eukaryota, Viridiplantae, Streptophyta, Magnoliopsida, Solanales, Solanaceae. The transcript has 3 exons. The record is from RefSeq and is a predicted model, not a curated record. Bases 1 to 483 code for a protein of 160 amino acids.
AUGGACUUGUUACGGGAUUCAUUAAACAAGGUUAAGUUGAUUCAGGAGAGGCUUCUUAUAGCCCAGAGCAGACAGAAUAGCUAUGGGGAUCGGAAGGUUCGUGACUUAGAGUUCAUAGUUAGUGAGCGAGUAUUGCUCAAGGUUUUACCCAUGAGGUUUGGAAAGAAAGGAAAGUUGAGCCCUAGGCACAUUGGUCCUUUUGAGAUCGUUGAGCACAUUAGUCCUUUUGAGAUCGUUGAGCACAUUGGUGAGGUAGCUUAUGAGUUGGCGUUCCCUCCUGGCUUAUCGGAACCUGAUUAUGAGGAGGAGCCAAUUGCCAUCUUAGAUAGGCAGAUGCGCAAGUUGAGGUCAAAAGAGAUUGUUUCGGUAAAGGUUCAGUGGAGGCAUCACUCGGUUGAGGAGGCGACCAGGGAGACUGAGCUGGACAUGCGUAUGAGAUACCCUCAGCUUUUCACCGAUUCAGCCCUCUGGACCCUCCCCUAG